Molecule: messenger RNA, 1150 nt
Organism: Nothobranchius furzeri (turquoise killifish)
Lineage: Eukaryota; Metazoa; Chordata; Actinopteri; Cyprinodontiformes; Nothobranchiidae
Gene: rgs16
Product: regulator of G protein signaling 16
Source: RefSeq, a predicted model, not a curated record
CAGCAGCUUUGCUCUGACUCAGAAUAAACGGAUAUUUAAGCACAACCUGACCGUCUCCAACCUGCUGCUAUGUGUAAGGGGCUGGCAACGCUGCCCGCCUGCUGCUUGGAAAGGGCCAAGGAGCUGAAAGAAAGGCUGCGAAGCAUUCUGCAGAAGCCCAACUGGACUCUAGCCUGUUGCAAAAUAGGAAAAAAUAAGCCGACUCUGGAGGAAUGCCUCCGGUGGAAAGAAUCCUUUGAGAAGCUCCUCUCCAGCAAAUAUGGACUGUGUGCCUUCACAGCCUUCCUGGUCUCUGAGUUUAGUGAGGAGAACGUCGCGUUCUACUUUGCCUGCGAGGAUUACAGGAAAACCAAGUGUCCUGCUAAACUGCCUGCUAAAGCCCAGAAGAUCUACAAUGAAUUCAUCGGCAGCGAAGCUCCCAGGGAGAUAAAUAUUGAUCAUGAGACCCGUGACAUCACCAAAGCCAACAUGCAGGACCCCUCGCCAUCUUGUUUUGACCUGGCACAACACAGGAUCUACAUGCUGAUGGCCAAAGACUGCUACCCCCGCUUUCUCCACUCUCCAGCCUACAGGAGCCUGCUGUGCCAAGCCAGACCACGUGCUGGAGCCAUCAGCCUACCCCAAGAGAAGAAGGUGUGAAAGGACGUUGUGGGCGUCCGAUUUGGAAACCAAGUGAGGCAUGGCGUUUGUUGCUGCACGGUAAAGGGAAGCUGGUGCUGAGAUGAGCGCGGACGCUGAGAGCUGCGCCGGAUGCUUCCGUUCUGCAGAAGCGGUUUGCUCGAAGACAAGAGGAGACUGACAGGGAAGGAAGCAGAGCUGGACUGAUGUGCCAACAGAGAUGGAGUUGGUCUUAACUAGAAAAGAAAGACAAUCCAAACGUAGAGAACGAGGAGUCGGAAAAGCACUUUUGUUUGCCGUCAGGCAAACUUUUUUAGCUGUCAUGUGCAAUGUUCUACUUUUAAAAAUAUACAAGUGAUACUUUAUGAAUUUCUAUUUAUUUGUAUUUAUUGGCGUGUUAUGUGUUUGAUGUAUUUUUACAGAAAAAAAGUUUCAAAAUGUGCAAUUUCAUCCUAUUUAUACCAGUGUUUCUCUUCUUUUUUACAUCCAACAGUCCACUUUGUUGCUUUGAGAAUAAAGUGAAAACAUGAAA